Boleophthalmus pectinirostris (great blue-spotted mudskipper) is the source of this 753-nucleotide messenger RNA. It is a transcript of the gene mrps17, whose product is annotated as mitochondrial ribosomal protein S17. Bases 200 to 640 code for a protein of 146 amino acids. The record is from RefSeq and is a predicted model, not a curated record. NCBI's taxonomy places the organism in Eukaryota, Metazoa, Chordata, Actinopteri, Gobiiformes, Gobiidae. Gene Ontology annotation, biological process: mitochondrial translation. Gene Ontology annotation, molecular function: structural constituent of ribosome. The transcript has 3 exons. Gene Ontology annotation, cellular component: ribosome; mitochondrial small ribosomal subunit.
UCAAAAUAUGUCCUCUUGAGCAGCAUGGAGGAUGCGGCUCGCGUUUGACCUUCUCGUAUUUAUUUCUGUACGUUAAUUCAGUAGUUAUUUGUGCUGAUCAUGUGUCUAGUUUAAUCCUUACCAGUGCUACAAACAGUUAUCUUUUUAUGUGGUGUUUCUAAGCUGCUACUGUAAGAAACUUGUAUGUGAAUCUUUGAAAAUGUCUGUGAAAAGAUCUGCCGUUCAAGCCACAUGGAUCAUUGGGAGAGUUAUAGGGACCAAAAUGAUAAAGACUGCUAAGGUUCGAGUCACCAGACUGUCGUUGGACCCUUACCUGCUCAAGUACUUCAACAAGAGGAAGACCUACUUUGCGCAUGAUGCCCUGCAGCAGUGCACUGUGGGAGAUAUCGUACUCCUCAAGGCUCUUCCUGAACCCAGGUCUAAACAUGUGAAACAUGAACUGGCGGAGAUUGUGUACAAAGUGGGCAGGGUAGUGGAUCCUUUGACAGGCAAACGAGUGGCAGGAGCAGAGUUUGUGGAGCCUCUGUCAGAACCUACAGAAAGUCUCUUGGGUGACACAACAUUAUCAGACAAACUGAAGGAACUGAACAUUUCUUCCACCUCCAGUGGAACUGAAGCUUUAACAACAUCACAAACAUGAUAAAGAACGGCACUAUUUCAAGUUGGAAUUAUCUGACCCUUUUUGGUUGUUGAACUAUCUAUAAUUGUUUUGAAUGAAUAGACAAAGUGGGUAUUAAAAACAUUCUCAAAACA